Molecule: messenger RNA, 345 nt
Organism: Hibiscus syriacus
Lineage: Eukaryota; Viridiplantae; Streptophyta; Magnoliopsida; Malvales; Malvaceae
Exons: 3
Coding region: 62-316 (84 amino acids)
Biological process (GO): mitochondrial respiratory chain complex IV assembly
Cellular component (GO): mitochondrial inner membrane
Source: RefSeq, a predicted model, not a curated record
UCUCACUUGUAUCCAACUACUAAUUUCUUCUGACAGCAAGUAAAAAACAAAGGGGUCCGAGAUGGAGGCAGUCCAGACCUGGGUCUCGAAUCACAAGCUCACCAGCAUUGGAGCAAUCUGGGCAUCAGCUGUUGGGGCAUCACUGGCUUAUAAUACUUUUACUGGUGCAAAGACUCCCCUUAAGCCAAGCCUAAGGCUUAUACAUGCCAGGAUGCACGCACAAGCCUUGACACUCGCGGUGCUGUCGGGUGCAGCAGCUUACCAUUACUAUGAAAAGAACACCAGCAGCAAGCAAGAAGAAGCUGUCCAUCGCUGAUUAAAACAGAUUUCAUAUGUAACCGUGGC